UCUCUGUCUCUGUGGCAGUGUGAAAGAAUGCUGUCCCUGUGUCUCGCCGUUGUGGCUAUGGUCCUGCAGGAGGGGAGUGCAGUGGUGUACAAUUGUUCCUCUACAUAUGAAAGGAUUCCAGAUAAUAAUGACUUGACUGUGGACUGCGGGACCAGCCUGAUAAGUCUAGAGGUGAACUUGUGCACAGCGCAGUGGGCGGGCUUUGAUCCCGCUGACCUAUCCUUGAACGGCCAGCACAAUGAAAGUCAGUGCCAGGGCACGGUGGACACCAGCGGAGACCUGCCCGUCAUCCGCUACCAGCUGCCUGUCAAUCACAGCCAAGAAAACCCCUGCCGGCAGUCCCUCCAGAUUGUGGAUGAGACUCCUGGUCCUGGGGUCUUCAGCUCCUUCUCCAGCAUCCAGUCUGUCAUCAUCACAGGCUUCAUCGACACACCACGCUCCUCCUCUGGGCUGAUCAGCUACACCACUGACCUGUACUACCACUUCUCCUGCCGCUACCCUCUGGAGUACCUGCUCAACAACACUCAAAUAGUAGCGUCCUCAGUCUCUGUGGCAACCAACGGCAACAAUGGCAGCUUCCUCAGCACCCUCAGCAUGAACGUGUACAACGACACUGAUUAUGGCCAUCCGCUGGUGGUGCCUGAGGUAGGCCUCUCCCUGCGUACAAAGAUCUACGUGGAGGUCAAAGCCACAAACCUGACUGGAAGUUUUCACCUGUUGCUAGACCACUGCUUUGCCACCCCUUCGGCCUUCAACGCCUCCAGCACUGAAAAGCAUGACUUCUUCAUUGGGUGUAAUGUGGACCAGAGGACGACGGUGGCACAGAAUGGGGUCGGCACAAAUGCCAGGUUCCUGUUUGAAGCGUUCCGCUUUGUGGAGCAUCGUGAACUGAACAAGUCCAGCCUCUACCUGCACUGCAUCGUCCGGCUCUGUGAGCCCAGCAAAUGCCAGGAGCUGGUGAACGCCUGCAGCAAUAGGAGGAGGAGGAGGGACGUGGAUCCAUUUGGGUCCGAGGCCAGCGAUUCCACCUUGAUCUCGGUGGGCCCCAUCUACACCAGAGACUUGGACGCUGUUGACCAGCUCUCCUCUGCUCCAGAAGGUGGUGCUAAGCAGCUAACAGAAGACCAGUCCAGCGACACUGCGCUGGCAGUAGGGCUGACCCUGGCCUCGGCAGGCACGGCUGUGGUGGGUGCAGGAGGGUGGUUGGUGUUCAAGAAGCUCCAUUGGGGGGGCACUCUCCUGCGUUCCUUCAACUGAGUCCUCCCCACACAAAACAAAUUGGGAGGCUUUGGAUAACUAUUGGUGAAAAAAUUCUAAAUACCCUUUGAAGACUUGUAUUCACUACACCUGUGCCUAUCAUAAUGUAAUUGGUAGUUUCUUUUACAAGCUGUCACUUGUAUACAAAAUGGUCACUUCACAUAUUGUUACCUCCUUUGCAUGUCUGGUGCAAAAACUGAUAAUAAUUUGUGACAAAGUUGGAUACAGCUUGGGGUACCUUCCUUAGCUAACAUUGUUUUAGCAUGUUUUGGCUGUUGACUAUGCUCUAUUUAUCCAUAUGUAUGUAUGAAUAUGUAAUGGAAUGGGGGGCAGGUUGGGGGUCGAUUUCCUAUUGAUUUCCACUUAUGAGACAGGCUACACCCAGAUAGCCUUAAAGAUAUGCAAUAUUGGAUGACUCCGAAUCUCCUGAUGCUUCCCUAUAACAAGCCUGAGAUCAUUUUAUUUGGUCCCAGACAAGAACAAUGUUCAAUAAUACUCUACACCCAGGUUAAAAAAGUUUCCAGUUUCUCAUUUUUAUUAAAGGCUUAUACCCCCCUUUUUUCACUUCUUGGUUUGAGUACAGAAACUUUCUCAGUGGCAGUGCACUUUUUUAGAUUCUAGAUUUUGCAAGAUUCUGUAUGUAGAGAGCCCUGCAACCUGUUUGUAAACAAACAUUGAGAACCACCAAAACAUUACCCUUGUUCUUGUAAUAUGGACUGGCUGGCAAUCUAAUUUUGAAUUUAUUCUAGCCUGCUCAGACAGUCAUCUUUUUAAAAAAUGCCAUUGAAUCUCCACAUAUAUUUUUUAUUAAACACAAUUUCCUUCUUUUGUUGCUGUGUUUCUUUGCAUUUUUAUUUGCUUUUAUUUCUAAGUUAUUGUUAUUAUGGGUUUACUAUUUACUGACAUAUAUCCUCCAGUGCUAUAAUAUUGAGCACUUUGAGUUUGAUGAUAUAAUGCCAUGUAAUAAGGAUUAGCUGUUCCAGUUGAAAUAGAGUUGUGUUGUGUCAAAGUAUAAACCUGAGGUUUAAACUCCAGCUAAGCACAUUGCAAUUGAUGUACUGUAUGAAUAAAAUAUUUUAUUGUGAUUAUUAUUAUUACAAUAUUGUGGUCUCAAUAAAAUGGCAACCAGUUUCUGGCAUGCAACUUUGAUUUGUGAACAGCAAUUGUAGCAAAAUGUAUCAAUUUCAGUUUACUCAGCAUAAAGCAUCUGAUUAAUGGUGGAAGUGUGGUAAAAUAGUGGUGUUUUGAAGGGAUGGGCAACAUACACUGCCUGUAAAGUAUAUUACCAAUAAAUGUGGAUUAUUUGAACGUGAUGUUCAUUUUUAAACAAUGUACUUUCCUCAAAAAUGUCUUGAAUGUAGAUGUUAAGGUUCUGACGGUGAAGUUCAAGUUCAAGCUGAGACAAUUAUAACUCACCCUCAAGUUCCAAUCAGCAUGUAAUUUGAAUGUACCGUUGUCUAUUAUCUGUUUACAGUGUAUACUUACACCUUUUAUGAUUGCAUUGGGUAUCUUGGCUGUUUUCGUAACUAAGAUUUAUUGCAAACAGUAAAAGUAGCAUUAAAAGUCUAAUCCCAACAGCGGUAUUUUAUUUUUCAGGAACACUCACUCUGAAUGUUCUAAUUGAAAUAAUCAGUCCAACACAGAACAAAAAGCUGUUGGGUGACUCAUCUAGUUAAGAAUAUGCCCCAUGGUCAGGCACCAUGGGUGCCAGUGAGGGCAAAAGACCAGUGCAGUGCUUAAUCGGCAGUAGCAGCCCCAGCUAAUGGCUGCAUUAGUUUUAUUGACUUGUUGUAAUCUUGAAUAGUCUUCUGAGUGUGGUUAACACACAACCUAGUGUAAGUUCAAUGUUUUAUAGUAUAUUUUAUGGGUAUGCAAGAAAAAACAAGCAGAGACAGGAUGGAUCUCAAACAGUGCUCAGACAGCAUCAGUUUAAUGCACAAGGAGUGAAGCGCAUCUGAUGGACAAGCAAAACCUCCUCAUGGUUCUGGUGUUGUUCGCACAAAUGCACUUUUCUGGCAAGCAAGGGGUGAGCAAGCGUGCAUUCACGCACGGAAAUGUGCCAUUGGGAAUGUCAUGGAAAUUCUCCAGGACUGUGAAAACAAAAAAAAAAAACACCCC
Messenger RNA from Anguilla anguilla (European eel), 3375 nucleotides. Its product is annotated as zona pellucida-like domain-containing protein 1. The transcript is spliced from 10 exons. The coding region runs from base 28 to 1257 and encodes 409 amino acids. Gene Ontology annotation, cellular component: cell surface. Lineage: Eukaryota; Metazoa; Chordata; Actinopteri; Anguilliformes; Anguillidae. The record is from RefSeq and is a predicted model, not a curated record.